AUGGAGGUUAACUCGUUUCAAUUGGUUGAAAUUGGAGGGUGCCAUCGUGGAUUCAGUGUCAUGAACAACCAUGGCCGGGGCGAUUGCUUCUUUGCAUCAGUAUCACAGGCAUUGUGGGGAAACCAAUCGCGAAUCAAAGAGAUUCGUAGGGCUGUUGUUAACUAUGCUGCAACAAACUGGUUUAAAGUAGCACCGUUCACACACGAUGCUCAGGGCAAUAUCUAUGAUAGCAUAGAAAGUUACGCCGCUGAUAUGUUGUUUAGUGGGUGGGGGACAGAGUGCGAGUGUCAAAUAGCAGCCAUUGUUUACAAGAAGUGCAUUGUUGUUGUAGAGAACAAGAAAAUAGCUCCAUUUUCCUAUGGAGAUCCUAAACACCCAUUAGUGUUCCUGAACCACGUGCCUGGUAUAAACUCUUUUGGGGAAAGAACUGACAGUGGUGGGCAUUGGGAGUAUAUGGUUUUUGAUGAUUUUGGCCUCCCUAUGUGUGGCGAGUCAUCGCCUAUGUUAGUGUUGUCGGAAAAUGACGAGCUGUUACCUGUCAGUGUUGUGAGUGUUAACUGUCAGAACACCAGUUUGUACCAGAUACUUGCGUUCAUUUUUCAUAACCGUGAGUCCUUUGCACACAAUGUUAUUAAGAAUUGUGUUUCUGUGUACCGGAUGGAUCGAAGUCAGGACAUUCCCCAUAUAGAAUCGGCAAUUGCAAAUCUUCAACUUAGUCAGAAGAGCGAUGAAAGGGAGCGGCUCUUUAAGAUAGAGGAGGAGGGGAAAAAGAGCAGCUUACUUGUAGAACUUCUAUCAGGUCGGGUGAUUUCUGAAAAUGAAGUGCUAGAUUUCCUCGCGUUGUCCGUCUAUGCUAUGAAAAUAACAAUUGGAUCUAACGGGUUGCCAGACACUAACGGCACCGUUGGUAAUUUAACACCACCCAGUUGCGAAUCUGAUGAUAUAGCUGACGAGUUGCCAGACCCUAACGGCACCGUCGGUAUUUUGACCCCACCCUGUUUUCUUUCUGAUGAUGAAGACAACGGGUUGCCAGACACUCACGGCACCGUUGGUCAUCCUACACCACCCAAUAACGAAUCUGAUGGUAUAGCUGACGAGUUGCCAGACCCUAACGGCACCGUCGGUAUUUUGACCCCAUCUUGUUUCCAAUCUGCUCAUGAUGCACAGAGUGGAGUAGAAAUUAUGGAUGUAGGUGAUGUACCUGAAAGGCAGCCGCAGGCGCCAACCGUUACCGACUCCAACUCUGACAUUCCCGAGCAUGAAAGGAUAAUGAGGGGGAAGCGUAGAUACCUGCCUGACACACAUUACAAAGUAAAACCAAGUAUGGCUGUCAAAGAAAGCGGUGUGAUAUCAAAGUGGCACAAAUGUGCGUGGUUAUUUUACGGUGAAAAAAGCAGUGAUUUUUCUCUCGUGACAUUGCCCCCACUUGAUGUUGAAUGUCCAAAUUGCAAAGCUCUUUUCCGAAAGACGGAAAUACGACAGAAAAACAAAGUUAGUGCAAUGUGUUGUGACUUUGGUAAAGUGCGUCUUCCAGCUGGUGCAACAUUUAAAGAACCUGCACCCGCUAUUAAAGCAAAGUAUGUUAGUGACGACACGCAGAGCAAAGCUUUCCGCGCAGCCCUUGUAUCCUACAAUCGUGUUUUUUCUAUGGCAUGCGCCGAAGGCAACCUUCGCAGUAUCAAUACUCGUGGUUAUGAGUCAAUGAUAGUGAAUGGGCAGUUGCGUUUUGUUGCCAAUUCAUACUUGAGAGGUGACGAGCAGAAUGCUGCGAAACCUGGAGAGUUGUAUUUUGUAGAGAUGUCAGGUGACGUGGCUGCAGCAAGAUUAGCUUGUUCUACACGUAGUGAUAGAUUGAAUGAAGCCACUAUCCUUGAAUUUGAGCAUUUUCUUCGCAGAGAAAAUAAACUUAUUCGGACAUUUGUAACGGCGGGUGAAAAGGUUAAGGAGGAAAAACAGAAGGCUGCCGCUGAGAAUAGAUCAGUGCGUGAUGUAAUAUUAGCUAUAAAUCCAAGGCCUUCUGGUAAGACAAGUUAUAGAGGUAUGUGGAACUAUUAUAGGAAUUAUACUCUGGACCCCAAUUUUGAUAUGCCCACUAAUGAAUACAUGGGAGCCGUCUUCUACGACGAGCUAAAGCAAGGUGUUCAUUAUGAUGUCAGGUACUUUAUUCGCCCUCAGCGAAACGGUGACGCAUCGGACAUUUUAAAUCGGGGUGACAAAGCAAGCCUUGACAUGUUAAUGUUUCCACUUCUUCACCUGCAUGGUGAGUUUUCAUGGUGUGUAACGGGAGAUCCCGAUGUGGAGUUCCCAAAGCUCUCAACGUUGCGCGAAUAUUACAAGUAUAGGAUUCAAUUGAGAAAUGAGGAGUGGAAUCCACUUUUUCUUAGUGAAAGGCUUUUCCUGCAGUAUCUUAUCACUGCAGCUAUUAGAUGUGAGUACAAUGACGUGGAUUAUCACUCACGCCCAGAACUGCAAAAGAUUUAUAUGGAGACGUACAAAACCGUCAUUAACUUUGUAAACGAGCUCGCAAAUGGUGCAAACAAAAAGUUAGGUAGGGUUGCCCUUUUGCCAUCCAGAGUUGCACAUACUGAAAGAAACCGCAGGAAUCGGUUUCUCGACGUCAUGGCAAUCACUACAAAAUUCAAGUGUCCGUCAUACUUCAUUACUAUGACGGCAAACCCACACUGGCAGGAAAUUCAGGACGAUCUCCCUGAUGUCAAGUGGUGUUUCAAACCACAGGUUGUAGUCAGGGUCUUUUUGCAAAAAAUGGCGAUCCUUAUGCAUCUCCUCGUUCAAAAACAAUGUUUUGGUAGGGCUUUAGCAUAUGCGUGUGUAAUUGAGUAUCAAAAACGCGGUCUCCCACACUGCCACGUAAUUCUAACAGUUCAUCCCGAUGACAUGCCUCAAUGUGGUCGGGAAGUUGAUCUCCUUAUAAGAGCUGAGAUCCCCGACAAAGAAAAGGAACCAGAGCUAUACGAACUUGUGACAAAGUUAAAUUUGCAUCAUUUGUGUCAUGAGAAAAAUAGAAGGAACGAAGAAGUGUUUUGCAGGUUAGACGGUAAGCAUUGCAAGUCCAGAUUUCCUAAAGACUUUUGCGAUGAAACGACUAUGGAUGGCCGUCGUGUUAAUUAUAGGAGGCGUGACACUGGUAUCACUUACAAAAAUCCGUCGACAGGAGAAAUCUUUGACAAUAGGCAGGUAGUAGCAUUCAGCCCGUUCCUUACACUAGAAUUGGGGACAAAUACGAAUGCUGAGCUAUGCUCUGGCGAUGCUCAGAGCAACAAAUAUAUAAGUCUGUACAUGAAUAAGUCCGGGGACCAAGUUUAUACCUCAAUAGCAGAGGAGAAUUUGAAAAAAGAUGGGCAGUUUGUUGAGUGGGACGAAAUUCAGUUCUAUAAAAAAAUGAGGUUUCUGGGUUCAAUGGAAGCCGUAACGUCAAUUAUGGGUGUGCCAGAAAUUUACAAAUCUCAUAGUGUCACUACCCUACCUGUUCACGACGAAGGUGAACAAACUAUUCUGUGGGAAGAAGGGGGUAUGGCACGUGCUCUUGAAAAUGGCGAGAAAACCAUGCUCACUGAGUACUUCAAACUUAAUGAAAACUCAGACAAGUACCGACACAAAAUGUACGUGGAAGUAGUAGAAACGCAUAGUUGGCAUGAGAAAGAAAAAUAUUGGAAGGAGAGAAAAUUAGGUCGCAACAAGGAAAAACGGGAGAGUUGCAUUGCCCGUUUGUGUAUUAUUCCCCUCUCCGCAAAACAUGAGAAUGAGUACUACCUUAGGUCUCUUCUGCUGAACAUUCCUGGACCCAGGAGCUUCGAGCAUAUUCGCACAGUUAAUAAUAUUGUUUAUGCAUCAUAUAAGGAAGCCUGCAUCGCGUUAGGACUUCUUAUUGAUGACAGAGAAGCAGAGCGCUGCAUGAAUGAAAUAUGCGAGUUGUUUAACGGUAAAAGUAUUAGGAAAACAUUUGCACUCAUCCUUGUAUUUAUGAGGCCUCAUGAUGCCAUUUCCUUGUGGACAAAAUAUAGAGACAACAUGAUAGACGAUUUUAAAUACAAACACAGAAUGACUGCUGACGAGAACAAUACCCAGUUAUUUACAGAAAUGGCACUGCACCACAUCCAAAGUAUCCUCAUGCAACACAACGUUACACUUGACACGUUUGGUCUGCCAUCACCAUCUAUGACAGAGGACGACAUCCGCCUCCACUGUCUGGUUACAGGUAUGGUGGAGGAAAUUUCCCUGGCCGACAAGGCAGAGAGCCUAGCAGACAUGACAGAAAAAAUUGGCACUAACCCUCAGCAGUUAACUGCUUUUAACACAAUCAUGACUGCAGUGCGAGGAAACCGCCAGUUUGGAAAUCUCUUCUACCUAAAGGGUAGAGGUGGUUGUGGCAAGACCUACCUUCUUAACGCUGUUAUUCUUACGUGUGAGGUAGAAAACAUUGCAGUCCAGGUCUCUGCUUUCACUGGGGUGGCUGCAAAGCUCCUUAGAUCUGGUAAAACAAGCCACAAAGUGUUUGGCCUGUCCGUUAAGGAUUCUGACCAGCAGCUGUUAGGAACUGUGAGCAGUAGCAUCCAGCUGCAGUCACCGCAAGCCCAACGCCUUCGUGAUUCCAAAUUAAUUAUUUGGGAUGAAAUAUCUAUGGCAACUGCAGUACAACUGGAAACCGUCAACAUGCUACUGAAAGAGAUAAUGAACAGCAAUGAACCGUUCGGUGGUAAAGUUUUGGUCGUCAGUGGUGAUUUCUGUCAGUGCUUACCCGUUCUCCCAGGAAAGGGACGCAAGGACAUUGUUGAGGCCUGCGUCCCCUCUAGCCCCUUGUGGCAAGAGUUCAAGACACUUAAGCUUGACAAAAACAUGAGAUUAAAUUCUGACGAUCAGGAAUUUGCCGAUUGGAUGGUUAGUGUUGGCAAUGGUUCUGCAAAUAUUCCGGGCAGCACAAGGGUUGAAAUCCCGAAUGACUUAACUGUUGAGUCAAGAGAGGAUUUAAUUCAGCAUGUAUUUGGGGAUUUUUCUCUCCCUUUGAAAGGCGAUGCUGCAAUACUAUGCCCUAGAAACGAUACAGUAAAUGAAAUUAAUGACAUCGUGCUGGAUAGAAUCAAUGGUGAAGAACGAGUUUAUUUGUCAGACACAUAUAUCAAACAACAAGGAACUGCAAUUCAGAAUUUUGAGGACCAAGGUCUGACAAAAGAAUAUCUUGAGACAUUGAAUCCAGCAUCUCUACCGUUUCAUCGCUUGCGGCUAAGAGUAGGGUCUGUGGUCAUGUUGAUGAGAAAUAUGAAUUUUGAGGAUGGCCUCUGCAAUGGUACGAAAUUAAUAGUUCAGGGCCUCGGAAACAAUGCACUCUUCUGCAGAGGUUUAGAGGGUGACCUUGCAAAUGAAGUUGUUAUCAUUCCGAGGGUUACUUUAGCAACAGAUGAGUUCCGGUUUGAUAGUCUCUUAUGUAGGAAACAAUUUCCAGUUCGGUUAUGUAUGGCCAUGACCAUAAAUCGGUCUCAGGGUGGUACAUUAAGACGAGCAGGAAUAUAUCUGGCCACCCCCAGCUUUUCUCAUGGCCAGCUUUACGUUGGUGUAUCACGUGUUAGAAGCCGUGGUGAUUUAAAAGUGCUAAUUGAACAGACUGCAUUACAAGGAACCAUGAGAGUAGGUAGUGAUUCUAUCCAGUACACUGUCAACGAGGUCUACGAUGAAAUUAUCCGUUAUGUGGGUUAA
Messenger RNA from Frankliniella occidentalis (western flower thrips), 5709 nucleotides. RefSeq lists its product as uncharacterized. The transcript is spliced from 3 exons. Lineage: Eukaryota; Metazoa; Arthropoda; Insecta; Thysanoptera; Thripidae. Bases 1 to 5709 code for a protein of 1902 amino acids. The record is from RefSeq and is a predicted model, not a curated record. Gene Ontology annotation, molecular function: DNA helicase activity. Gene Ontology annotation, biological process: telomere maintenance; DNA repair.